AUGGGAUUCGGAACCCGGAGUCCGGCAGGGGGAGACAGAGCAUGGUUUCCCAGAACGUGGAACGUGAGAACGUUGUUAAGACCAGGAAGAUUUGAAGAACUUAAACAACAAAUGACACUUAAACAGCUUGAUAUUUUAGGAGUGUGUGAAACUAGAUGGGGUGACAACGGAGAUUUCUGGAGAGAUAAACAAGGGAAAAAUGGUGUUGGAAUACUAUUAAACAAAGAAUGGAGACUUGGAGACGACGAAAUCGAACAAGUGUAUGAUUCUCUAGAUGAACUGCUAGGAAUAACUCGAGAUAGCGAUAAUGUAAUUAUUAUGGGCGAUUUCAAUGCGGUAGUAGGAGAAGGACAAGACAAUCAAAUAGUAGGCAAACAUGGCUUAGGAACAAGAAACAUCCGAGGUGAAAGAUUAGUCAAUUUUUGUAAGCAGAACAUUUUUCUAGUUUCCAACACAAUGUUUGAAGUACCAAAAAGAAGACUCUAUACAUGGGUAGCAUCAGGGGAUACUAAUCGUUACCAAAUUGACUAUGUGUUAGCAAAGAGCCGUUUUAAGAACCAAAUAAUUGUGACUUGUAAUUACAAGUCACAGUUUUCCUAG
This is a messenger RNA of Daktulosphaira vitifoliae (grape phylloxera), 600 nucleotides long. Its product is annotated as craniofacial development protein 2-like. Gene Ontology annotation, cellular component: nucleus. Bases 1 to 600 code for a protein of 199 amino acids. Gene Ontology annotation, biological process: chromatin remodeling. The transcript is spliced from 3 exons. NCBI's taxonomy places the organism in Eukaryota, Metazoa, Arthropoda, Insecta, Hemiptera, Phylloxeridae. Gene Ontology annotation, molecular function: catalytic activity. The record is from RefSeq and is a predicted model, not a curated record.